Molecule: messenger RNA, 897 nt
Organism: Caenorhabditis bovis
Lineage: Eukaryota; Metazoa; Nematoda; Chromadorea; Rhabditida; Rhabditidae
Source: the annotation of a GenBank genome assembly
AUGUUUGAGGAGAAGGUUCUAGUUGGAGUCGCCUCGGUGUUCUCGACGCUCGCCGUCGUCGCCGUCCUCAUCGUUGUACCAUCGUUAUACAACACCAUCAACGAGGUGCACGAUGAGGUGCUCGAUGGAGUUCAAGUCUUCCGCGUUGAGACCGACUCGGCCUGGACUGAGAUGAUGGACAUCCAGAUCACCGUCACCCCACCAACCAAGCCACGUGUCAACCCAUUCAACUCCAUCUUCCGUCAGAAGCGUCAGACCUUCUCUGGAUUGCCAGCCUGGUGCCAAUGUGAGCCAACCAAACCAACCUGCCCACCAGGACCCCCAGGACCACCAGGACAGCCAGGACAGCCAGGAACCCCAGGAGCUCCAGGACCAAAGGGAGAGGAUGCUCGCACCACCUAUGCUCCAAUCACCUGCCCACAACCUGAUACCAAGUGCAUCCAGUGCCCAGCCGGUCCACCAGGACCAGCUGGACCAGUCGGACCAGCCGGACCAGCUGGACCAGACGGACGCCCAGGACAGCCAGGAAACCGCGGAAAGGACGGACACCCAGGAGGUCCAGGACCAGCUGGAGACCGCGGAGCACCAGGAGCCCCAGGAAAGGACGGACAGCCAGGACACCCAGGAAAGGACGGACAACGCGGAAAGGGAGCUCCAGGAGCGCCAGGACAGCCAGGAAAGCGCGGACCAGCUGGACCAAAUGGACAGCCAGGAAACCGUGGAUCCGAUGGACAUCCAGGACCAGCCGGACCAGCCGGACAGCCAGGAGCCCCAGGACACGCUGGACCAGACGGACACCCAGGAACCCCAGGAGGAGCUGGACGCCCAGGACCAGACGCUGCCUAUUGCGCCUGCCCACCAAGAUCUGCUGUCUUCGUUUCCCGCGCUCGCCAGUAA